CACUUUACAAUAGCCACCUACGGAGUAAUAACCUCUGUGUACUCAGUCAACUCCAGGCCACUAUAACGGCGCCGACCCAAACAGCCAUCGCAUGGCACAAGGGACAAAGAGACAUUGACCAUCAUGGAUCCAGAUAUACCUGCACCCUCUAUAGAGCGCGAUGUCCUCCCCGACCUCAACACGAAUUCUGCCACACCAUCUCUCGCGUCGCCGUCUAUUCAAGUGAAGCAGUACAACCGUUCUGACCUGAAUGCUGCCGCCUCAGUCCCGCUACCGCCCUCCUCGCCUAUGCGAAGUCCAUAUCGAAAGCCUUCUGCGAACAACUUGAAAACCAAAUCAGUCUCCCCAAAUUCUCCCUCACGGUCGCCCUCCGUCGCAAGUUCAUACCGUGGUGAAAGACAGCAAUCCACUCCCAUCUUGAUCAGCAAAAGAUCAGCUUCAAGCCUGAGCACUGCACGAGGUGGAACACCACAGUUUCGGCGGGCGUCCUCUAAUCUCAACCCUGCUUUUCCUACGACGAAUGGAAAGAUGCCCAUAUCAGAAGAACGCCCACAAAUAACGGCCAGUUCGGUCGCAAAGGAAUAUUUCGGGAAGGAGUUGGAAGCGCAUGCCUCUCUACAAUCGCCCCUGGUCGUUAUAGUUCAGGAUUCAUGCUAUGGUCAUCGCUUCUCCCGCCCGCGCGCAACCAAGAAUGCCCUGGCCACAAUUGUCGAGCGACCCGAGAGAAUUCAUGCCACAAUACUGGGUGCGUCGACUGCCUAUGUACGUCUAGGAGGGCGUCACGCUGAAGGCCAACAUGCUCCUCGACCCAAGCACAAUCCUCAACACGUACAAGACAUCCCGUUUCAGAUUCGCAAAACCUCUCGCAACAUCCCACUUAGCAACCCUUCGGUGGCUUUUGUCCAUGGCUCCAAGUGGAUGGAAGAACUGCACAUCAUGUGUGACACAGCCGAAGGAAAACUUGCGCUGAAUGGAAAAGAAUUGGUCCGCCCAAUUGGAUAUGGGAAGGAUGAAAGUGGAAAUGCUCUACCAAAACUGCAUGAAGGUGACUUGUACUUGUGCAAAGAAUCACUGGCCGCUCUGCAAGGUUGUCUCGGUGGCGUGUGCGACGCCGUCGACACCGUCUUCUCUUCAGAUACGACGAAGCGUGCCUUCGUUUGCAUCCGUCCACCAGGACAUCAUUGCUCCUCCAACUUCCCAUCAGGCUUCUGCUGGCUCAACAACGUCCACGUCGGGAUCUCUUAUGCGGCCAUGAACCACGGCUUGACACACGCCGCCAUCAUCGACUUCGAUCUGCAUCAUGGUGAUGGUUCUCAGAACAUUGCCUGGGACCAAAAUCGCAAGGCCCAUGGCGCUGCCAAGAACACCGCUGCUCACAAGAAGACUCCGAUCGGCUAUUACAGUCUCCACGACAUCAAUUCAUAUCCUUGUGAGUGGGGCGACGAGGAGAAAGUUCAGAAGGCAAGUCUGUGUAUUGAGAAUGCUCAUGGCCAAUCCAUCUGGAAUGUUCAUCUUGAGCCGUGGAAAUCACACGAGGAGUUCUGGCAGCUCUAUGAGACCAAGUACUUAGUUCUCCUGGACAAGGCACGAAACUUCCUGCGACAUCACACAGCAAAACUCCGCUCUUCGGGAAAUCCUCAACCAAAGGCAGCAAUCUUCAUCUCUGCUGGCUUUGAUGCAAGCGAAUGGGAGGGGGCGGGCAUGCAGAGACACAAUGUUAACGUGCCGACAGAGUUCUAUGCUCGUUUUACAUCCGAUAUCGUGAAACUAGCUCAUGAAGAAGACCUGGGCGUUGACGGCCGUGUGAUCAGUGUGCUUGAGGGCGGAUACAGUGAUCGUGCAUUGACCUCCGGAGUGUUGAGCCACAUCUGUGGAUUUGCAGGAGGAGGGCCCGUCCACAACACCGAGAGUGCCGCUAGCGUCGGUGAAAACAAGUUGCAGACGAUCAACCGUUGGAUAUCAGGUUCGAUCAAUGCUUCCGACAGCUCAUACGCACCACAUUGGUGGGCGCUCCAGAACCUCGAAGAAUUGGAAGCAGUCGUGGCUGGUCGCCAGCCUCCCGCAGCGAAAUCCUCGAAGGACACCACUGGAAAUUACUCUUCGCCAACUCAGGCGUCUACUCUCAAGAUGACCGAACAGGCCCGGGAGAGGCGUUCACUGUCUGCCCUUCAAGCUAGGCUGUCGCUGGAGUCUGAAUAUGUACCACCGCCUCCUGAUGUUGACUGGGCUAUUGCAUCUUAUGAGCUAUCUCGUGUUAUCAUCCCCAGUGAUCGACAGACUCUGAGCUGUACGCAUGAGGAGCUUAAUGCGGAGGCCACCAAAGCUAGGCGUGAACGGCAAUCCACUUUUGGUGGACCUGCAGCCGCGGCUCCAGAUGAGAGGAUGCAGCUUCGAGAUCGCAAAGCAAAGCUCCCGCCACCGCCACCGCCUCCUAUUCCUUCAACAAGGGUCGCCUCGCGCCAUGACAACCGUCGCACCACUAUUGCGGCGAUCAGCGACCUUCCAGAUCCUACGAUGCAGCAGUAUGAUGGAGUUAUGGGUCGACCACGUAGGAGGUCAAGCGAUGCGUCAAGUAUUCUGUCCAAUUUCCAAAACAUGAAGUUGUCAGAGGACAACCCCCCCUCGCUGCCAACAAAUUAUACUACGAACGGCACUUCGAGAGCCUCAUCUGUGGUACCGGGAAAGUCGACAAAGGCCGUCGUGGUGAAGAAGACGAGGGCACCACCGGCCACAAAGGCACCUGCAAAACCAAAAUCUAGUCCUCGAAAGACGAAGGUUUCGCCUCCAGUCGGUAGUAUCAACGGUGCUGUAACAACUACCAGCAUUGAAAAAGGCAGAUCCAACGGCAGUGGCGAAAAGAGAGAGAAUUCGGACCCUUCUCCGAACGGCAGUACAGAUGAGAUUGAUAAUCUCACAAACGAGGUCAAAAAGAUCAGCAUCAAGUUGAAAAUGUCUACGGCUGAAAAGAACGCAGCGAAAGAACAGCAGCGAGCAGGUGAUGACAAGCAGAAGAAGCCUCGCACUUUUAAGAAGCAAGUGGUGCCGAAGACUUCCAAGAUUGCUAAACCAGGUCCGGCAGUCAGUCUGGAGAGGUCCGCUCCUGUCCAGUCCGCGCCAAUCAAAGUUGAGGAACAGACCGUGUCUGAGCCACUGGCGCUCCCAACGACCAGCGCUGUGCAAGCGAGGCGAGAGCCCGGUAUGCCAACAUCGGCACAUAUGAAGACAGUUGCGGAUGCUGGAGGUUUCGAUCCGAUUGUCAUGCAAGCGCCGGUCGACAGAACGACAGACAUGACGAGCAUGACUUUCCCGGAGGAAUCACAAGGCCCCGCACCAGUCACUAUGCCUCAUCAGCAGGGUGUCAGUGCUUCCGAACCCUUUGUCCCUGCUCCGAUCGAGCCUGUGCGACAAAGCAUAACCGAACCCACGCUUGCUGCAUACCCGUUCCCUCCCACUUCUGAGGAACCGCAACCUCCUGCCUACCAAAUUCCGCAAGCCAUUACUGAGGCUACUGCUCAGAGACCAAGUUCAGCUGGAGUGAGCACGCCUCGGUGGACGAAACAGGACCUUCCCGUUUUCACGGCUUCAUCGCCAAUCCCCUUCGCCGCACCUUUGAAUGCGAGGACCGAAUCUAUUCCUAAGCAGGAACAAAACGGCAACUAGGAGAUGUCAUUCUGGGAGAUUCCUGAGACACCACUGCAGAGGUCUUGAGGGGGCUAAGCCCGGGUGCCACCAAAUGGGACAGAGAUGCAGCUGGAUCGACAACACCCUUUGUCUUUCAUAUUUUCCUUGGUCAUGGUUCAUGAGAGGGCGGCGGCGCUGCUGGAGGUAGGAAUCAGAGGCUUUUCAUUUCAUGGUAGAUUGGAGGCCGAGAACUUUCCUUUCUGCCAUAGCGACGAGGCCGAGGUUGUUCGGUAUCGACGAUGGGAGACAUUUAAUUCCUUGGUGUAAUUUUGCGAGAUACCCCAUACAGCAUGGAGGAGUUUUGGACAGGGCAUCUGGAUUGUGUGUGGCAUUUUGGAGGAAGCCUAGCUGCUCAAGGAGUGCAACCAUUGGAUAGGGAAUGCAAGGACACCAAUGCUAUGAGAGAUGUUAUUUCCUUGGGAAGCCGAUCAAUUGAUAUCUCUGAGUGGAUUAUCGUUCUUUAGUCUUCGCGUUCUCGAUUAUACCUAGGUAUGUUGCGUUACCUGGUUAGAGUGUAUCUGUCUACAGU
Molecule: messenger RNA, 4210 nt
Organism: Exophiala xenobiotica
Lineage: Eukaryota; Fungi; Ascomycota; Eurotiomycetes; Chaetothyriales; Herpotrichiellaceae
Exons: 1
Coding region: 124-3660 (1178 amino acids)
Cellular component (GO): nucleus
Molecular function (GO): histone deacetylase activity
Source: RefSeq, a predicted model, not a curated record